CUUUGGGGCUAACUUCGGGUGUAUUUAUGUACGACAGCUGUUUAGGUUAGUUUUGAAAUUUUGCUUCAAAAUUCUUUGUAAUUCUACAAAAUAUGGACAUAAAUUCCCAAGACCAAAUCGACCUGUACAUUAGAGGAUAUGCAUCAUUCAAUCAUGACGUCGUUUUAUUUGAUUUUGGCGAAGUUAUCGCGAUGAAAAAUUACAAAGAAAAUGAUAAAGUAAGAGUAGUGUCUGGAGGCUCUUCCUGCCACACCGAGUAUGUAGGGGCUGGGAUGUUAACGGCUGCAGUUCAAGGAAAGGGUACAGAUCCUCCUACCCCAAGUGUGGUUUUAAGAACUUUGAGGGAACUCAGUGUUAACCACGUCAAAGGGAUUCUUGUUACAGUUCAAGCAACCUCUACAGAUUUAUUGAACUUUGGCCUGGCAGUAGAGCGUGCUGAAAAUGAUGAUUUGCAUGUAGCCCUUUUAGGCGUAUCCGAUGACUGUCGCAACAACAUAUACCCCAGAAGUGGAAGGAGAGGCUUAACUGGUAUUGUUCUAGUCAAUAAAAUUGCUGGAGCCCUGGCAGUGAGAAAUAAGUCUAUGACAGAAAUAUAUAGUUACUGUUCUAAAGUGAAUGAGCACAUUAUUAGCAUUGGAACGAAUAUAAAGAAAAUGUUAAUAUCCUCGAGGGAUUGCCUAUAUUGCGACAAAUGUGCCACUGACUUGGAUAGUGGAGGACGACGAAAAACGAGCUUAAAGAAAUUGUCAAUAAUGGAUAUUUUAGAUGAAACAGUGCAACAUUUACUACUGGAAAUUAGCUCAAAUAAAACGCUAAAUUUAGUAUCAGGAGAAAGUGUAGUGGUGUUAGUGAACAAUUUGGGAGCUUUAGGUCAACAUGAAGAGUACAUAUUUUUUAGACAUUCACUAAAGUUUCUAAGUGGUCUGGAAUUGCAAGUGGUUCGAUUUUAUAUAGGGACUUAUUUACAUUUGAAGUGCGAUGUGGACUUAACGGUGACUAUUUUGAAAGUGUUUGAUAAGGAUCUGGUAGAUCUUUUGGAUGACCCAUGUGCUGCCACAGGAUGGAAGCCGGUUUUUCAAAGGGAAACCAUUUCUAUAUCCGAGAAUAUAAUCCCUGGCAGCUUAAGGAAAAAGUGUAGACUGUCACCACCAGUUAAGGGGCCCAAACUACAAGACCGAGCGGCUAAUAUUUUGCAACUUUGUCUUCAGUUUGCUUGUGAUGCUUUAAUAUCAUGCGAAAAAAUGCUGAAUAAGAUGGAUAGCGAACAAGGUGACGGCGAUACUGGCACCAGGUUGCGAGUUAUGGCAGAAGUUUUAAACAAAAGAGCAUGCAACAACAAGCUAAACGCCGUCUACCCAUUUACAUUUUUCCUUUCCUUGAGUAAAUUGUUGGAGAAAUCAAUUGGAGGCACCAUGGGUUGUCUGUAUUCAAUUAUUUUCGAGGCUGCAGCAAAAACAUUUGGACAGUAUUCGGAAGAAGACAACGUGCAAGCGGAAAUGUGGCUGAAAGCAUUAGAAAAUGCCAGUUUAGCCAUAAAGAAGUAUGGCAACGUGGAUAUAGGAGACAAAACCAUGUACGAUCCAUUAGAGGCUUGUGCAGUAUUAGUUAGGAAGAACUCAGCAAACGGGCAAUAUAUUUAUGCAUUUGAAACUGGUGUAGCUAAAGCAGAAGAAGUAGCGCAAAGCACCAGACAGCAGGGAUCCAAAUAUCCGAACCCUGGGGCCCAUGCGGUUGGGAUUUGGUUGCGAGCAGUUUGUGAAGCUGUGAAAUUGAGAUGCAUGGAUUGAAAUCGGCAAUAUUUUGCUCUUAAAACGUAAAGGAGUUGUAGCUGUAUUCCUUCGCAACGCAAAGUGGACUUGUGCAUUAACACAUUGCUCAAGGUCCCGAGUGAUAUUAGAAAAUCUAAGGAAAAAUACCAAUUAUUUUAGCAAGUAAACUAUUUAUUUAUUUUACACAACAGAAUUGCCAAAUUAUUUAGUACAAAUACAGUAUUAAUUUAUUGAUAUUAA
Messenger RNA from Dendroctonus ponderosae (mountain pine beetle), 2009 nucleotides. Its product is annotated as PTS-dependent dihydroxyacetone kinase 1, dihydroxyacetone-binding subunit DhaK. NCBI's taxonomy places the organism in Eukaryota, Metazoa, Arthropoda, Insecta, Coleoptera, Curculionidae. The record is from RefSeq and is a predicted model, not a curated record. Gene Ontology annotation, molecular function: glycerone kinase activity. Gene Ontology annotation, biological process: glycerol catabolic process. Gene Ontology annotation, cellular component: cytosol. The transcript is spliced from 5 exons. Bases 93 to 1787 code for a protein of 564 amino acids.